Molecule: messenger RNA, 1644 nt
Organism: Geodia barretti
Lineage: Eukaryota; Metazoa; Porifera; Demospongiae; Tetractinellida; Geodiidae
Source: the annotation of a GenBank genome assembly
AUGCGCACCGUUGACCUUGUUGCCGAAAUUCUCAAGCGGGAGGGAGUACAGUACCUUAGCUGCUUCCCCACCACGCCGGUGCUGGAAGCCUCGGCGGUCGCCGGCAUCCGACCCAUCAUCAGCCGCCAGGAGCGGGUGGGUGUGGGCAUUGCCGACGGGUACAGCCGCAUUACCUACGGCGACCCCAUGGGCGUGUUCGCCAUGCAAUACGGGCCAGGCGCGGAAAACGCCUUCUCCGGCGUCGCCACUGCGUACUCCGAUUCCACGCCCAUGCUCAUCCUGGCCCUGGGGCAUCCCAUGGACCGGCAGGGCGUACUGCCCCUGUUUAGCUCCAUGACCAGUUAUGCCGCCAUUACCAAGUACUGCGAGCAGCUGAACAGUCCCAACCGUACCGCUGAAACCAUGCGCCGCGCCUUCGCUGCCCUUCGCCAGGGCCGUCCCGGGCCGGUACUGGUGGAGAUACCGUCAGACGUGGCUCUGGGCGAGGUUGACGAGUCGGCAGCGGCCUACGCGCCGUUGAAAUCGUUGCCCUUCCCCGGCAACCCCAGCGACAUUGAGGCGGCGGCCCGGGCCCUUUGCAACGCCAGCGCCCCGGUGAUCCACGCCGGACAGGGCGUCCUAUACGCCGGGGCUUCUGAGGAACUGCUGGAGUUGGCCGAGUUGCUGCAGGUGCCGGUGAUGAGCAGCCUGGCCGGCAAGAGUGUCUUCCCCGAGGUGCAUCCUUUGGCCCUGGGCAGCGCCAGUGGCGUGAUGUCCGGCCCGGUGUACCAGUUCAUGCGUCGUGCCGACCUGGUGCUGGGUGUUGGGUGCAGCUUCACCAAGCACGUCCGCUACAUCAACAUCCCCGCUGGCAAGACCAUCAUCCAGAUAACCAAUGACCCCCGCGACCUGAACAAGGACUACCAGGUGGACAUUCCCAUCAUGGCCGACGCCAGGCUGGCCCUGCGCCAGUUGAUCGAUGCCUGCCGCGAUAUCGUGGGAGACAGCCGCCAAUCCAGUCCUGACACCGCCGCUGCCAUUCGGUCGGAGCGGGAAACGUGGCUGGGCCAGUGGACGCACAAGCUGACCAACAGCCAGCGUCCCAUCAAUCCCUACCGGGUUAUCUCAGACUUUAUGCAGGCUAUCCCUCCGGAAGACGCCAUAGUAACCCACGACUCGGGCAGUCCCCGCGACGAAAUUCUGCCUUUCUACCGUUCCAACGGUCCCGGCAGCUACCUGGGCUGGGGCAAGUCCCACGGCCUGGGCACGGGCCUGGGCCUUAUCAUCGGCGCCAAGCUGGCCCAACCGGACAAGGUGUGCGUCAAUUUCAUGGGCGACGCCGCUUUCGGUAUGACCGGACUGGAUUUCGAGACGGCGGUGCGCAGCAACCUGCCCAUCAUCACCGUGGUGCUGAAUAACUACAGCAUGGGGGCCGAGGUAACAGCCAUGGCCGCCUCUCACGAGCGGUACAACACCCGGGACCUGGGCGGCAACUACGCGGGCAUGGGCCGGGACAUGGGCGGCUACAGCGAACGAAUCGAGGACCCGGCGGAGAUCAUACCCGCCUUCCAGCGCGCACGCCGCAAGACCGAAGAGGGCGAGGCAGUGUUGCUGGAGUUCAUUACCGCGGUUGAGACGGACGUUUCGCACCGGCGGCCCUUUUAG